CCGUCCAGCCAUGCGUCCAGCCCUCCAUCCAGUGGUCAAGCCAGGCGUCCAGCACUCCAGCCAGCCGUCCUACUGUCCUGCCGUCCAGCCAGCUGUUCAGCCGUCCAACCAGGCGUCCAGCCGUGCAGCCGGCCGUCCAGCCAGCCUUCCAGCCCUCCAGCCAGUGGUCUAGCCAGGCGUCCAGCACUCCAGCCAGUCGUCCUACCGUCCAGCCGUCCAGCCGUCCAGCCGUCCAGCCGUCCUGCCAUCCUGCCAUCCUGCCGUGCAGGUAGUCUGCAGCUGCCUGCUUGCUCUAGCCAAAGAUUAGGGAAGCCAUAGCCAUUUGGCCAGCCCAGCGGUGAAGCAGAAAUAGUCUGAAGAGGUGCCCCAGGUUCCAUCCUACUGAUCAAUGGCCCCUGCCAAGGGGAGCAAGGUCCAGAAUCAGCCCGCUGUUCUAGAUGGGCAGCCUGUGCUGACCUUCCACGAGGGUAGGAUGCGCAAGGGUGAGUGCAUUCGGAGGGAUGUGCUGGACAAACGAGUGAAAUACCUGGUGCGUUACCCAACUAAGAGUCUUGGCAUCAGCGCAUCCCUGAGAGUGUCUAUGAGCUAUCUCUUUGCGUGGGCCCCACCAGCCCCCAAGCCAGGACCCACCCCAAGUGGCCCAAGGUCCUGCAAGGACAGGUCCAAGAGGUCCCUCAGCCUAGUAGCAGGGGAAGCCAGGCCUAGCACCAGCAGCAGCAGCAUGUUCUCUACUGGGUAUCGCUGCCCAGUAGCUCCUGAAUGGGAGUAUGAAUGGGUCCCAGAGGGCCGGGUUCUGUGCUACACCACCAUGCACUGGCAGAAGGACAGCAAUGCCGCCCUCCAGAUGGCUGCCAAGGGCCUGCUGCCCAGGGAGCGCCCUGCUGCCUCCUCUGGGGCCCAGGGUGACCAAGGGUCUGAAGGCUGCCCUUCUGGGGCCCCAGAGGUGCAGCUGCCCUGCAAACACAAGCAAAAAUCUGGUGGGCCCUCAAGUGGAAGAGGGCGAUGGAAAGGGAAAGUAGCUGCAGGGAAGCCUGAACACAGGUGCCUAGGCAAGCUGGAAGUCCACAUCCGCUUGCCCAAGGCCCUGAAGCCCCUGCUCCUGCAAGAUUGGAAGCUGGUAACUGUCAAGAAGAAGCUUUUCACCCUACCUGCCAAGAAGCCGGUGAAUGCCAUCCUGGCAGACUACAUCGCCUCCCAGCAAAACUGCACAACUGCAUUCAAGACAUAUGCCAUUGGUGAACUGGUGGCUGCACUGCAAGAGUUUUUUGACAAGGUGCUAGGCACCCAGCUUCUCUACCAGUUCGAGAAGCUGCAGCACUGCGAGAUGCUGGCCCGCCAUCCCCGGGCCCACAUGUCCCACAUCUAUGGGGGUGCCCACCUGCUGCGCCUCUUCCCACAGCUGGGGCCCAUGCUGGCCUGUGCUCCCUUGGGGGCUGGUAGUCUGCGUGUGCUGCGGAGCCAUUUGCAAAAUUUCCUCAAAUAUUUUGCCAGCGAUCCUUCUCUGCUGUUUAAGGUCGCCACUGACUACAAGGUGGCCUCUGCUGAGUACCAGCAGAAAGCGCGUUGAGAGCAUGGUAAUCUUUGCUCCUCUCUUGUCAGAUUUGCUUUUCUCCCAGCAGAUCUGCCUAGUGAUUGGUCUGGAUCUGACAGAAAUGAUUCCUACCACUGUGCUUGUGUUACUUCAGGGUCUAUGUUUUUCCUCUAAGUUUGCUGGUGACUGCUUCCACUGAGGAAGCCCCUUUCCUCCUUGCGGAGCAGCUUUGUAGUGCCCAGGUGAAAUCUGCAUUGUUAGCCAGGUUCUCUGCAGUCUUUCGCAU
Phascolarctos cinereus (koala) is the source of this 1817-nucleotide messenger RNA. The record is from RefSeq and is a predicted model, not a curated record. Lineage: Eukaryota; Metazoa; Chordata; Mammalia; Diprotodontia; Phascolarctidae.